Hordeum vulgare subsp. vulgare (domesticated barley) is the source of this 1497-nucleotide messenger RNA. RefSeq names its product polyubiquitin. NCBI's taxonomy places the organism in Eukaryota, Viridiplantae, Streptophyta, Magnoliopsida, Poales, Poaceae. The transcript is spliced from 2 exons. The record is from RefSeq and is a predicted model, not a curated record. Gene Ontology annotation, biological process: modification-dependent protein catabolic process; protein ubiquitination. Bases 145 to 1290 code for a protein of 381 amino acids. Gene Ontology annotation, molecular function: protein tag activity; ubiquitin protein ligase binding. Gene Ontology annotation, cellular component: cytoplasm; nucleus.
UCCCCUCCCUCCCUCUCUCCCGUCUGACCCGGCCUCCCCUCCCCGACUAUAAAAUCCUCUCCUCCCCUCUCCACCAAAUCCAACCCGACCUCCUCUGAUCCACACCACCGAUCGAAGCCAGGCUCUCUCAUCCUCCUCACCAAGAUGCAGAUCUUCGUCAAGACCCUCACCGGCAAGACCAUCACCCUUGAGGUGGAGUCCUCUGACACCAUUGACAACGUCAAGGCGAAGAUCCAGGACAAGGAGGGCAUCCCUCCGGACCAGCAGCGCCUCAUCUUCGCUGGCAAGCAGCUCGAGGAUGGCCGCACCCUGGCUGACUACAACAUCCAGAAGGAGUCCACCCUCCACCUGGUGCUCCGCCUUCGUGGUGGUAUGCAGAUCUUCGUGAAGACCCUCACCGGCAAGACCAUCACCCUUGAGGUGGAGUCCUCUGACACCAUCGACAACGUCAAGGCGAAGAUCCAGGACAAGGAGGGCAUUCCCCCGGACCAGCAGCGUCUCAUCUUUGCCGGCAAGCAGCUUGAGGAUGGCCGUACACUUGCUGACUACAACAUCCAGAAGGAGUCCACCCUCCACCUGGUGCUCCGCCUUCGCGGUGGUAUGCAGAUCUUUGUGAAGACCCUGACGGGCAAGACCAUCACAUUGGAGGUGGAGUCCUCGGACACCAUUGACAACGUGAAGGCCAAGAUCCAGGACAAGGAGGGUAUCCCUCCGGACCAGCAGCGCCUCAUCUUCGCUGGCAAGCAGCUUGAGGAUGGCCGCACCCUGGCAGACUACAACAUCCAGAAGGAGUCCACCCUCCACCUGGUGCUCCGCCUUCGUGGUGGUAUGCAGAUCUUCGUCAAGACCCUGACGGGCAAGACCAUCACACUGGAGGUGGAGUCCUCGGACACCAUCGACAACGUGAAGGCAAAGAUCCAGGAUAAGGAAGGCAUCCCCCCGGACCAGCAGCGCCUCAUCUUUGCCGGCAAGCAGCUCGAGGAUGGCCGCACCCUGGCUGACUAUAACAUCCAGAAGGAGUCCACUCUCCACCUGGUGCUCAGGCUUCGUGGAGGCAUGCAGAUUUUCGUGAAGACCCUCACCGGCAAGACCAUCACCUUGGAGGUGGAGUCCUCGGACACCAUCGACAAUGUGAAGGCGAAGAUCCAGGACAAGGAGGGCAUCCCCCCGGACCAGCAGCGACUUAUCUUUGCCGGCAAGCAGCUUGAGGAUGGCCGCACCCUGGCAGAUUACAACAUCCAGAAGGAGUCUACCCUUCACCUGGUGCUCCGCCUGCGUGGUGGCCAGUAAGUGCCUGCUCAUGGCGCUGCUUCUGUCUCUGGGUUCACAGGUCUGGUGUCGACGGUGUACUCCAAUGGAGUUUUGAGCAUGUGCUCUGGUCGUGUUUCUAUCUCUUUUAUGUUUGUUUGUGUUUACAAACUUAUGAUGUAUGUGGUUUGAAGUUCGGAUGAUGAAACGUGAUGAAUAAGUGAACCCUUAAUAUCGUGUGUUAUUGUA